UGCUGGCUUCCUUCCUCAAGGAAAUCUAGGAAGCUCGCAAUUUCAAACUUUAUCUUAGACAGUUUCCCGUUUUAGAAUCAGCCUCGCCGAAGUAAAACUACCAGUAACCCAGACUUGCAACCGCCUUUGCAGGGAGAAAUUAAAUUUUUCAUCUACAAUUUGGAAGCUAAAUUGAUAACAAAAUGAAGUCAGCAAUCAAUCUGUCAUCCAAUAGUAACAAAUUAGCAAGUGCUCCAGAAAUGUCUCAGAAAAAAGGACAACUUAAUUUACCAUUGUUACCUAAUCGAAAAGAAAAACAUGGUGCAAAAUCAGUACGUGAUAAAAUUGAACCAAUGGUUCUAAGAUCUCCACCAACAGGAGAAUCCGUUGUACGGUAUGCUUUGCCCAUUCCAUCAAGUAAGACAAAGGAGUUAAUAGCAGAAGAUGAAAUGAUCAGGAAGAUUACCAAACAUCUGAAGGUGGUUGUUUCUAAUUUAGAAGAAUCCUAUGGAUCUAGUGUUGAAGAUGGAGAAAAACCAGUAGCAAAGCCUGGGGAGAAAGAAUUAUCUUUAUCUGUUGGGGAUGAUAUGAGUUCAUUCUUGGUAAAUUGUUCACAGUUUGCAGUUCAGCUAGAAGAAGCAGUUAAAGAAGAACAUGAUAUUUUGGAAUCUCUUUUUAAGUGGUUUCAGCUACAGGUCAAUCAAAUGGAGGAGCUAAGUAGAGGUUAUAGUCUUUCAGAAACAGAUAUUCUAGCACCUGAGAAAACAGUCUCUUUAAACAUUUCAAAAGUAGUAACGCAAAUGCAAAAACUUGAAGAACUGAAAAAUCAGCUUACACAGAUGCCUAAAUACUCCUUGAAAAACAUGCCAUGUAAACCCAAAGAUUAUAAAGAAAAUCAACUAAUAUCAGUGGAAAGUUGUGAAAACAUACAGCAGAAAAUUGAAGAAUUCAUAAAAACCCACUCAGUAGAAGAAGUUUUAGAUACUUCUGAAACCGAAACACAUACUGCUUCAAUGACUAACCAAUUCAAUAUGAUGUUGAAAGUAUUUGAAAAACAGUCAGAUAUGUUGAAAAGAGCUGAAGAUGAUCAAGGCUUAUUAGAAGCUAAGUACAAACAGAUGCAAAAUGAUUUUGAAUUAUUAUCAGAGGAGAAAUCAGUGCUGGAAAAUGAACUACAAAAGUUGAAGGAUAUAGAGAUUACACAGAAAAAACAUGUAAGUGAUCGAACAAAGAAAACUGUAAAAAUAGAAAAGAAAAAAGACAAAGAAAAGCCAGUGGAUUCAGAAAGGGUGUUGUCUCAAGGAAUCCAGCUUAAAGUAAAAGAAAGUUUGUUUCAAGUCCAGAAACGAGCAGAUGCUCUGGAAAUUGAGAACAGAGUUCUUCAGGAACAACUAAAACAGGCUUUACAGGAAGCAGAAAGAAGUAAGCUUCAACUUGACUAUUUCCUAAAUCAAGGGGUGGAGCUUAUUAAAAGUGAAGGGAAGACCAAAACAAUGGAAACAGGUUUUGGUAAAACACAAGGUGAACAUUCAAAAAAUAUGCCAUUGGACAGAGAGAAAAGGGCAGCAUUUGUUUCAAAUUCAGGUGAACAAAGGACAAAUGAUAUAAUCCAAGAGAUCCCAAUCGUCCAAAAUCAAAGACCAAUUGAAGAAAGCUCAGAGAAGAAAAGAUCUAGCUCUGCUAUUUCAGAUCUUUCACAGAACCUCAAUUCUCAAGAUAAAUCAGCUUUUUUAGAGAUUUCACAUGAAGUUUCAACUGAUGAAGCUCUACUUCAUACAUCUUCAUCAGAGAACCAUGAUAAACCACGUAAAAUAGAAUCACCCAGCAAAAAAAAUCAAGAAUCACCAUCUGUCAAAAUAUUGCCUGAUGAGAAAGAAACAGUGAUAUCAUCCUUGAUUUUACCUCCUGUUCUUAAUGAAGGAAACUCAAAGGUUGAUGUAUCAGAAGAGAAAUUACAAACAGAAACUCAAAACCAAACAGCAGAAGAAUUUGAAGCUUUUGAUGAAGAAUCAAAUAAAAAUCUUGUGCUUGAACAUCAAGACUCAAUAACAGAAACAAAAAUAAAGGGAAAAAAAACUCCUAAAAGGGAAAGAUUGAUUACUCAUGAAGAAGUACCACAUGAAAACGAAAUGAAAGAUCAAGAUUCAGUGCCAAAAACCCAAGUGCAAUCAAAGAAGCAAAAAACUUCCAGAGAAGAACUUAAUAAUCAGGAAUUAAUUCCAAUGUGUGCUGAAAGUCCUUUGCCAAGAGACUCAAAAUCAAAAGAUCAUCCUCAAAGUAAGAAACGCAAAAUUGCCCAAGAGGAAACACUUGAACAAGAUAUGAAUGAAAGUUUUGAAUAUGAAGAUCUAGAGUCAUAUUCAGAAUAUAAGAAUCAAAAGAAAAUACAUAGAGCUCUCCAGUCUCAAAAAUUGAAAACUAAAUAUGAAGCAACCUCAGAUACAUCAAAAAACCUUCCAAAAUUGCAGCCAUCGAUUAGUGAUAUAAUAUUUCAGUUAGACUUAGACAAAGUGGUUGAGAAUGAUCCAGAACUCUUGAAAGAUGAUUUUAAACAACCUUUAUUGAAGAGUGAGCUCAAGACAUUAGCAGUGAAUCUCCCCGGAAUUGAUAAAGACAGAUUGACCCAUGCAGUCGAAAGAGGCAAAAGAAAGAGUGAAUUCAAGAUACAAGUGAAGAGUUCUCUUGAAACUGAUACACAACCGUUGACUGACAUAAGAGGAAAACAUCUAAUAAUAAAGGAUGAAAUGAACACAAAACCAAAAAGUCACCUUGGUAUGAGUUUAUCUAAAGGCAAAAAUAUAUUCACACAAGAAGAUAGUUUUGUCAAGCAUACUGCACCACGUAAAUUCUCAACAAAAUCAUCCAUGGACAAUCAAGUUCUGGAAGCUGGAAAACAUUUGGCCAACAUACUGACAGAAGUUGUUACUGGUGUGAGUUUACAGAAAAACAAAGAUACAUUCAAACAACAUCAAGAAGAUAUUCAAACUAAGAACAUUAUACCAACUAAAUUUCCAAAAAAAUCCAGCAAUUUAUCAUCCUUUCAGAAUAAAGGAAAACCUAAAGCUAUAAAUUUAGGCAAAAAAUCUGUUGAACUUCCAGGUCUUCUGCCUUUUGUGACCUCUGCUUAUAUAAAGUCUAGCCAUAAAGUGUUAAAUACUACUACACAGAAAUCUGGAUCAGAUUUGAAAAAAAGAAAGUAUUAGUGAGAAAGAUCAACAACAUGAAUAAAUUCAUGGACACAACAAUAAAAAUUGGAAGUGGGAAAGCCUUUUGACAAUAAUACUGACAUGAGUGCUUAUUGAACAAUAUGAGAAAUACCCUAGCACUGACCUAGCUCCACAGAAGGACUCCUAAGUGCAGCUGAUUUUGGCCCAAAAGCUGGCCUUUACAUAUUGCACUUGUCAAUUUAGAAGGUAUAAGGCUGAUCUCUCAACCUGCCCAGAGUGCCCAGUAUCUUCACUGGGAAGAUCAAGAUGGUAAUACUGGAAUUUUCAAGCCUUAUGUUUUGGACACAGUUACUGGAUGGCAAGCUUUCAAACAAGGAUUCAGGGACUUGAAAUAGUGACCUAUCACCUUCUUUUUCAAAGAAAGAAGGGAGAAUAUGAUUGCAUCUUCCGUUUUCGAGCAGAGAAGCUUUGACCAUUACUACAUCUCAUAGUGACUUGGAUAUUGCCCCGGUCCCGGAAGUUUGAGGACUUGUCUUCAGAUGUAGAUGUUGCCCUACAGUCCUUAGGUCAAAUUACACUCACAUGUCUCUUGUAACUCUGCCCCUUCUUACCUUUUUUGGAUGGUCCUCCCAAUAAAAGCCUACUUCUGAA
Messenger RNA from Ictidomys tridecemlineatus (thirteen-lined ground squirrel), 3797 nucleotides. The record is from RefSeq and is a predicted model, not a curated record. Lineage: Eukaryota; Metazoa; Chordata; Mammalia; Rodentia; Sciuridae.